UAUUUAUUGGCUGCACGGCUGUGUGUUUGUUCUGUGUUUGUCCUGGUAGGGAGGCUAUUGUGUGGCGUCGUCAUUGGCCGGGUCACGAAGAGAGAUUAAUGUUGAUUUAGUGAGGCAAAGGGGAUUUAGAGACAGAGGGGUAGAUAACUGGUGUUAAUAUGAAUGGAGGAUAUAGCAAGGUGCUGACCUGUUUGGGUUUUAUUAGAGAGAUGUGGAAAAGUUUGUGACGAGAAGAUUUUGAGUGGCUAAAACUCUGAGGCCAUAAGACUACUGAACAUCACAUGCUAGGCAUUGUGGCCUGGUGACCUAUUUGGAUUUUAUGAGAGACUCGUGAAAAAAGCUGAUGUUUCUUUCUUAAAGACCUUCAGGCUAAGCUGCGUAUAGCCGACUUCGUGGUAGACAUUUUAUAUUGUGGUAAUUUCAGGAACGGAUGGGCGGCUUAUUGAAAUUUAAUUGGAAAGCCUAUGGGGAUACGAAUGGAUAGUCUUUGGAGAGAACUACACCUGUUACACAAGUACCAACACAGACCUUGUCACAACCACUGCUGAUCGUAGGACCUCCCAAUAACCGUAGUGGAUAAUUAUUUUCUACGUAAAGAAAAAAAAAAGGAAGCAUCUUUACCAGAAAAAAAAAAGAAUCAAAGGAAAUUCUUCUAUUUUUGUACCCAAUGUGUCAUACGUUUAUACACUGUAGAGUGUAUAGAUAGAAGUUUUGUACAUAAACUGAGCAUUUAAAGAUUUUACAUAAUCUGUGUUAUAAAUCUGACACCAAAGAGGUCAGAUAAUUUGUCAAAAUAACUGGUUGUUACAUAAAUAAAAACUUUUCAAGAACAGACGCAAACAUGGCUAUGGUAAAUCCGGCAGCAGGGAUACCUAAUUCGGCAGUAAUGAACCCAAUGGCGGCUGCUCAACUGGCUACUUUGGCCAAUCAAAAGGAUUCUCGUUGGCUAACGCUGGAAGUGUGUCGAGAAUACCAAAGGAACAAGUGCACACGUACAGAGCUGGAGUGUAAAUUCGCACACCCUCCUCCGCAUGUGGAAGUUCAGAAUGGAAGAGUCACAUGUUGUUUUGAUUCUAUAAAGGGUAAAUGUCAAAGGAAGGAGCCACCAUGUAAAUAUCUUCACCCGCCCCAACAUCUUCGAGAGCAGCUUCUACAAAAUGGUCGAAAUAACUUGAUCAUGAAGAACCUACAGAUGCAGAUGCUGACACAACAGGCUGGUUACCAGGUGAUGCCCAUGACAUAUGACACAAGUGGCAAGACAUUUGCGUACUCAAGUGCCCCCGUAUGGCCUCAAGCGGUGACAGGCAUUGUGCAAGCACCGCGGGUUAACCCCAUGACAGCCAGGACGCAAGCAGAGGGGGUGUGGCCCUAUACAAGUUACUGCGACAUAGAGUCCACCUCCCCACUAGAGGAGGCGUACCUACGAUCUAAAAACCCGGCCUCCAACUUUUAUACGGCCCCCCAGUACAUUGGCGGUGUCCCCCCUGCAUUCCAGUACGCCACGUCCCUCCCAGGAAUCCCAGCCGCGGCGGGCUUGAUCAGCAGCACCGACGGGAACCAAAUGAUGCAGUCCAUGGCGCUGGCUUCCACGGCUCAGCUCCCCGGAGGGGUCCCCACCACGGUCGCCGCCCAGUCCAAGCUGCAGCGGGCAGAUAGACUAGAGGUAUGUCGUGAGUUUCAGCGCGGAGCGUGCAGUCGUGAGCACGAUGAGUGUAGAUACGCCCACCCCCCUGACAGCGUGCACAUUGACCCAAACGAUAACCAUGUAACUGUCUGUAUGGAUUACAUUAAGGGGAAGUGCUCGCGCGACUCGUGUCGUUACUUCCACCCUCCUCCUCACCUUCAGGCCCAGAUUAAGGCUAUUCAACAAAGAGCUAAUGCUGCUGCUGCCGCUGCCACUGCUCAAGCCCAAGCUAUGGGCAUGGUCCCAGGAAUGCCGCAGUACAUCAAGCGUCCGGCCGUAGCAGAUAAGAAUGGGCUUCCUGUCUACCAGCCAACCACCGCCACUGCCUACCAACAGGCUCUCUCCAUGCAGCUACAGCACCAGCAAGGUUAUAUGCCAGUAGCAUUUACUGGACACCCUGCCAGUGUGCAGAGAUUUUAAGUCGGGUCAGUGCCAGCGACCACAAUGCAAGUAUGUGCACUUAGUAGAGGAUUAUGUGGAAACGAAUGAUGGAAAAAUUACCAUCUGCCGAGACUUUGUCAAAGGUAAAUGCUCGCGCCCAAUGUGCAAGUAUUACCACAUACCGGUGUUGAUUCAACCAAUUGUGAUCUAGAUGCCAUGUAUUAGGAGAGUGAGGACUUUUCCCGAAGCCAUGAAAGAUAUGAAACUAUUGCCCAAUUGUUUCUCUUUGAGAUAAUCAAGCUGCCAUAUAAAAUGAGGAUUAAGAAUCCAUUUAGCCAUGACAGGUGCCUGUAAAACAAGGACUAAAGAAAUGAGAGUGAUUGCAGUCUUCUCUGAGUGCAGAAUUUUGCAAUAAGACUUGGAUGUUCAGUUGGCCUCUUUUGUAAGGGAACGAGAUCUUUAAUUGGGUCAAGGUCUUUCGAGGUCAAGAAUAAUGUGUUCUGGAGGAUAUGUAGGUAGAUUUACACAAUGUGGCAGGUAUAAGGGAUGUUAUAGUCCUAGUUACUUUAGUAUAAAAUUGCCAAAUAAUAAAAUAAAAGUGGUCUCAUAUCACCCAUUGAAAACUUUUAUUGGGUGUUCGCAACCCUAGUUGUUACUUAUGUACUUGUUGUCAAAAUUUACAGUUACUUUUUAUAUACAUUCAAUAUUGAGAGUUAUCCAUUCUAUAUGCAAAGAAGUACAUUGCAGUUGUGACAGCUCCCAAGCCAAAUUGAAAAAAAAAAUCCGUCUUUUUUAAGGGCUAGCUUUAGUUUAUUGAUUACUCUAAAGCAUUUGAUAUUGUUAUAAUAAUGUUUUCACUUUUGCCAAUGGGCAGGAAAAAAGCAACACUGCUUAGAUUGUUGGUUGAAGUACCUUGCAAAAUUUAUAGGAACAACUUAGCUUUGUGGUAUCCAUGGCAACACAGAUAAGAUGGCUGAAGCUACUUUGGUUGCUAAGCUUUAAUGAAAGUGACGCAUGAUCCGACUACUAUUUAGCGGUGCUAUGUUUCCCCCCAAAGAUUAAACCAGUACAUAUAUAUGAUCUCCUUAAUUAGUGUAUUAUAUCAAACUGUUGGGUAGUUUUUUUCAUCUGGUUUAAUCUUAGCAGUGAAAUAUAGCACUCUAAGUGUGUGUAUAUAUACAUCUUAUAUAUAGUUUACUUGCAAGUGGUUCAUACAACUUUAUAUCUGACCUGGCCUGGCUUUUAUAAUGUGUACCUUACAGAACAGAUUAAGAGUGCUCAAUAUUACAGUAUAUAGAACUUGUAUGUUACAUAUACAUAUGUUAUUGUCAAGAGAGCAUGGAGAGAAUGGAGGUGGGCUCCAAGGAGUUUUUUUAAUGAAAAGUGAUGGGGAUUUUUUUUCUAAGGAAAUGUAUAUCCCAUGGAGGUGAUUUUCUGCAAAAGGCGUAAAAAGAGUGUGUUUCGCAGGUUGUUUUCUGACAGUUAAACACGAAAGUGCAAUGCAAUUUUUAUAUGUCCAAUAUAAAACCCAAAUUUAAUUGAUUCCAUUACAAUUCUAUGUGCCAUAAAUAAGAAUAGUGACAGUCUGACAGGCUGGCCAUAUGAUGGAGAAAAGUAUGGACAUACAAGUUUGUAAGUAACAUCCCUAUGGGGCAGAAUGGACCCUCCCAGAGGCAGAAUGGCUAUUACACCAGAUGAGUUUAUUUUGUUCUGUUUAAGGGGGUGGAGGUCAAAAAUCCAUGCUAGUUAGAAUAUAUUUUAUCUUAUUUGAUGUAUUGUUUGUAGAUUGGUAUUACUUAUACUAUUAUUACAACUAUUAUAAUUAUUAAUUAUUAUUAUAGUGCAUUUUUAAUUGACUUGUAAGUAAUUUUUUCUUUUAUUUAGUUAAGUUUUACAUGAGUUACUACAUUGUGACUAUUUGUAGUGCGUACUUUAUUCAAGAUGUACACCAGAGUCGAGUAAGGGGAUAUAGGGUUGCAAGGCGUAGGGGAAUUUUUUGAGUACUUGUAUGUAUGUACUUGUCAUUGUUGAAAUGGUGCAGAGAAUUUUAAAGUUAAAAAACUUCCAUAUAAGGAAGGAAUCAAUGAUACCAAAUACAGUUUUAAGCUAUUUUGAUACAAGCUUAAUUGAUAAGUUACUUUAACAUAAAAAAAUAAUAAAGAAAAUUUUGCCUUUGUUUUAAACUGAGGCGUUAGUGUGUUGGUAGUAACAAAAAUUGAUGUUAAUUGGUAAAAUGUGAAGGGAAUCACUCAAAGUGUGAUAUAAAGAUUUCCUGUUUACUUUGUAAUCAUUAUCAUAGUGAGUAGGUACAGUAUAACUAGCACUAUUGGAUCUGUAUAGUUGUUUUCGUGUUAAACAAAGUGGGCACUGGUCGUCCACUUUUAAAAGAGGUGCUCAUUUUCAGCUCUUGUUCAGUCCAUGGAGUACGAAUGAUGAAGCAGUUAUCCAAAUUUUGAAAAUGAGUUAUUGAAAAUUGGAAAAAGUGACACAUCCUGUUAUUGUGACUUAAUAUAUAUGUUUACUUACAAACAAUCUGCCAUGAACAGUUCUUUGUAAGUAAGCUUAGAAAAAUUUUCAGUGUCUUUCUUCCUGCCCCCCAUCUCUGUUGUCCAUUCACCAAAUCCUUUGAACAUAUAGAAAAUUAAAGGAAAUUCUUAUAUAUUAGAAAUAAUUCCAGUAACUUAAAAAAUGUUAUCUUUUUUGUAAUUUGAGAUAUAAAGCAUAAAAAUGUCUUCAAAAUGCCUUCCCAGUACAGAAGAGGGACAGGGUUCAUUUUGAUUGAAAUAUUCCAUUAUUUUAAUUUCUAAUUAAUCUUGAAUACCAAAUUAAGUGAUUGAUCUUCAAAGCAAGCUGAGUAAAAUGGAAUUGUCAUAGAAUAUGCACAUAACAGGGUGAAGAUCUUAUUUUCAUGCGAAAUUGAAAGCCUUCAGAUUUCUGCUCCACAACUGAACAAGAGCUUGUGUCAAAAAACACAACGUUAAGAACAAAUGUGUUUAUAAUUACUUGUACAUUUUAAUUUCCAUAUAUAUAUUAUAUAUAAAUCUUUGUGUCAGUUCUCAAGGUUGAAUUACGUUGAUAGUCCACUGUAAUGAUGAUUAAGUAGAACGUGAUGUUUUGAAGAUUUGAGUAAUGGUUUGCUGUUUUAUAUAAUAAUAGCCCAAGAUGAUUUUAGUGGAAUAUUCUUGAAUUGGAUUUUAAGUGACAUUGCAUUGGUCUUGAUUUUUAAAACUUUCAGAUUCAUAUUUUUCCAAAGUAUUUAAUCAGGUGUUUUAAUUAAUCUAGUAACUAGUGGAUAUCAAUGAUUUUAAAAAAUGUUAAUUCACCAAUUAUUGUAAAAAAGGAGUACAAUGAUACAAUGACAUUGGUAAAAAAUUUAUAUAAUUUUUGUGAUAUUUUAAUACCAGUUCUGUUACCUAUACCAAGUAGCUGUGUACAAAUUUUACAGUAGUUAUGUAUAUCGUAAGAAAAAUCUUGUUCAAGUGUUGUCGAUGCAAUGUCCAAAAGGGACUCUAAAAAGCUGCCUGAAUGCUGCUAGGUUACUGAACGUUAAAUGUAUUAUUUACAUAUUGAACGCCAUAUAGUUUCCAGUCUAGUCACAUGGGUGGUCACAUGAUUGUCAUGUGACCACCAUCAGCGAAUUGAAAAAUGCGAUGGUGGUUAAUUUGUUUUGUUUGUAGUACAUGCUUUAUAAGAUCACACUUGAACAAGAUUGUAGUUCGUCUUUUUUUUUUCAUUUUGUUACAAUGUUGUUUAAGAAACAUUGGAUUUUGCAGUGGGGACGUUACAUGUCAAACAUUGGACGUCACCAUCAUUGUUAUGUAUCCUAUUGUUACUGAUAUUGGAUUUGUUUAUUUUCGAAUGAAAGAUAUUAAAAAGACAUGUGAUGUCUUCUUUCAAGAUAUUUUCAAAAAAAAGUGAAAAAAAUGAAAGUUGCCGUAUAGUUGUGUUUCAAGUCAAUUGCAUCACUACAAAAUUGCAUGAUGUAAUAGCUUUCACGUACCCGCCCACAUAGGACUAGCACUUUACUCUGCUCCCCUGCCGUUAGGCUGUCAUGACAAUUUUACUGCAAGGUUUUUGUAUAAAGAUAGAUGAUGAUGAUGCAGGAUGGGACUAUUUUGCCUAGCUUUUUCCAGCUUUUUUGCAGCUAUUGAUAUAACAUUCUGUACUACUGUAAAGCCCUGUCACCUGGUUUCAUGAUCUGUGGUGGGCUGUUCUUGUCUGCUGUUAGCUAUUGUAUUGUAAAAUAUCUUGAAAGAACAAUGAAAUUCAGUGGGUAGACUUCAAAAACACCGCUUAAGUGUGCAUGCUAUCCAGUAGGCCGAAGACAGGUUACGACCUUGCCAAAUCAAGGUCAUAACCUCUCAAGGUCGGGCAUUUGAAGGUUACAGGAAGUUCACAAAAUCCAAUGCCUUAAUAACAAGGUAGAGACUACUGCUUUGUGCUUUGCCAUUAUAAGUUGAUUGUAUAGGACAAAUUGAGCAAGAGCAUAGAGUGGAGAGGCUUCUUGGUGCUGCAUGAGAUAUGUUGGGCGCUUUUCUCUCACGAGGCAUUGGACCAUUCCUUGAUGGUGCUAUUUUGUGUGGUAGACAUGGUGCAUUUGAUUCUCAAAACUGACAAAGCAAGUUGCCAUAGGAUUUCUUGAAAUCCAUGAUUCAAAACAUUUCCGUAAAAUUUCUUGUCCUUUUUUUUUCUAAGUUGGGAGGAUAAGUAGUCCUUCGUUCACCAUGGAUGAAAAAAAUGUGCCAAAUGUGCUUUUUUUCCAAGGUGCAAGAGGAAUAAUGGCCCAGUUUUGGGAGUAAAAGUGGAUAAUCAUUCUAAAUUCCUAAUUCGAGUGCCUCUUUUAAAUAGUAAUGGGAUAUGGCGUUUUCUCCUUCAGAGAGAUGGAAGUUUUCUAUGAAGUAUAUUUGAACCAUUUGAUAAAGGAUAGAGGGGAUAUGUGCUGUGGAAAUUCUUGAAUUUUUGGUUCACGAACUCAGUUCGGUAAAACAAAAAAA
This is a messenger RNA of Lingula anatina, 7059 nucleotides long. Its product is annotated as muscleblind-like protein 1. Gene Ontology annotation, biological process: regulation of RNA splicing. Gene Ontology annotation, cellular component: nucleoplasm; cytoplasm. Gene Ontology annotation, molecular function: metal ion binding; RNA binding. NCBI's taxonomy places the organism in Eukaryota, Metazoa, Brachiopoda, Lingulata, Lingulida, Lingulidae. The record is from RefSeq and is a predicted model, not a curated record.